CUGGGCUUUUAUUGGCGGCGGCGAAAAUGGCGCGUGAAGUUGAACGCGGAAGUUGAAUUGCGGCGCUGCAGCGGCAGAAGCAGGAGUUUACGGAAUGAGCUAAAUUGGGCUCAAUGGGAACAGGACUAAUGACUAGUGACACUUCCCCUCGGCUGCCACCAGGGGUCGCCUGCCUCCCGCAGCUUCACUGCCUUCUUCUGUCCUUUAAAUGCUGCAGGAGACUUCACACAAGGCUACAUUGAGUUUGCCAUCUUGCUGGAGCAUGUUCCGAAAAUACUGGAGUCCAUCCUGCGAACUCCAGAGGCUUCAGCUUGUUGCCCAAAGACACUUUGAUAUGUGAAGCGGACGGGUAGGGAAUCGAAACGCCGACCCUCUGAUUGGUGGACGACCCACUCUGACACCUGCGCCACAGCUAUUUUUUUUAAAAAACUGCGUCCGGACAUAAUUGGCAUUCACCUACCAAACACACUCAUUGAACAAGAAUCCAAAUGCAGCGCCUGGCGCUUUUAUUUUGAAGGCGGUGUCGUCUGUCUUCCGGUGGCGCGGCGGGGCCUUGACGCAGCUGUCAGCGGAGACGGAGAGCGCUGUGCGGUCGCAGUAGGGACAACAGACUCGCACACGGACACGCGUGCGCGCGCAGCGAGACGCAGAAAAGGGAAAUCAGAAAUAAAAAUAAUAAUAAUAAUAAUCAUCAUCAUCAUCAUCAGUGUGUUUCCUCCUCAGCGGGCUCAUGGAGAGCGUCCGCACCGGGGGCACGUUGGUCGGACACCUUUCAGCACAGCAGCAGCGCCGUUAGAUGCUUUCCCCAUUCUGGAUUAAUUGGCUGACCCAAUGGAUCCCAAACACGCGCUCCUGUCCAGCGGCGGCUGUGGCCCCGGGGUCGGAGGGGUGAGUGGGGAAGAAGAAGAAGAAGACCCCCGCGCCUCCUCCUCCUCCUCCUCCUCCUCUCCGGCGGCGUGGAGGCGCCUGGAUGCGGGGACCACGACGACGACGGCGGCCGUCUUCCGAACGCCGAGGACCGCGAGGGGGACACGGGCGCCGGAUGGGAGGAUGCUGAUGGUGAUGACGGCCCGGCGGUUCGUGGCGGUCGGCGCGGUGCUGAUGCUGAUGCUGAUGCAGAGCUCCGCUGACGCUGAGGGAGGUCAUCGUGACUCAGAGAGCCGGGCUGUAUCGCCUCCGGACCCCGCAGUGCCCUCCAGCCCCUCAGCCGCCCCUGGAAUUGGAGACGGAGAACAGGAUUCGACGGACGGCGCCAGCGCCGGCGUCGGCCCUGGAGCCUGGUCUGAGGGCAAAAUGUUCGCCGAGGACAGGGCGGCGGUCUGGACAGAAACGGAAGCAGGGGUGCGUCCGGGAGCAGGCGGCAAAGUCUUUGCGGAGACUGGGAUUUUGUCGGGAACCCGAGCCUGGGCUGAAGUCGGGGCUGAGUGGAGGCCCGUGGACGGGGAGGGGGGCGACCUGCCAAACAGGCCCAGGGACCCAGCUGCCUGGCUGGGGGAGCAGGGGCUGCGUGGAGAAGGCCAAAGAGAGCAGGCGGCUUUCUCAUCAGUCCUCACCAUGCUGGCAGAGACAACAGAGCUGCAGGCGCCGGCGGCGGGAAAACCUUUAGGGCUGCUGUCUAAAGCCGCUUGGACCAGAAGCACCUCUUCAUCCUCAUCCAAGGCCUCCUCCUCCUCCUCCACUUCCUCGUCCUCUAAGGCAAAAGCAUCCUCUUUGCCUUCCCUGUCCUCAUCCUCCUCGCCCCCCCCACCCAGUAACAGGAGUCAGACGGCGGGAUCGAACAACGUCUCUCUGGCUGCUGUCAACAGCAGCUCCUCCAACAGCAACAGCAGCCUCAGUUCAGAGGAGUCGGUGAGCAGCCUGCCGGCCUGGGACCUCCCCACCGUCUCCGAGUCGCUCCUGUCCACGGCGGGCGACCACGACGUCACACUUCCCGCCAACGUCACCAGCCCUUUCUCCACGCACCAAUGGAACACCACUGUGCCCGCGCGCGCCGGAAACACCUCACGCCCCACGCCCACGUCGAGCACCGCCAUGGGGACGUCUCCGUCAACCGCCACCGCCACCACGUCAGCUUUGCCGUUACCCACUACGGCGAGCGCGCGGACGCCGCCAGGAUCCACCGUGGCCUCAAACGCCACGAGCCCGGACACUGUGACCGGUGACAGCCUUCAGCUGACGACGGUGACCACGACGACGCCCUCAACGACCGCUCUUACUGUGACUGCCGAUGACGCGGCCGUGCGGGCGGGGACCACUGUGAGUGCUGUGACAUCAGCACCCAAUGUCGCCGCGGCCACAGCAACGCAGCAACCGACGAGCCCCGAUCGGACCACAGCGACUACGGCUCCGCCUACGACAACCACCACAACCACACCUGCCCCAACCACGACCACCACUGUAGCCCCAAACACCACCACCCCCACCACCACCACCACUCCUCCUCCCACCACCACCACCACCACGACUACCACCAACACUACGACUACUACUGCCGCCACCACCACUACUACGACUACUGCAAGUACAACGACAAAGGCACCUGUCGCCACUGUGUUCACGCCGGACCUCGCAACGCCGCCUCCUACCACAACCACAGAACCUCCGUCGAGCACCGCUGCCGAGGAAAGUCCUCUACCGUGCAACGUGACCGAGAAGUAUUGGGUCAGAACAGUUUUGUCCAUGGAGCUGCGCAGGAACCGCCUGGACCUGAUCCUGAAACAGAACCUGUCCAAGGGCCUGAGCCACGCCCUGCAGAGAGCCUUGAACGACUCCGCGGCCUCCGCACAGGUGGAGCACGACGCCUGCAGCCCCCACAACGUGACCCUGGGCUACUACGUGACCAGCGGCAAAACCGUCUUCGUGUCCUCGCUGGUGGUCGAGGCGCUGAACGUCUACGGCUUUGACAAGCUGCUGUCGGACAUCAGGCAGCACACCCCGUCGGUCAAGGCCGUCCUGGUUCCCGUGGCAACCUGGGCGCCCAGGCCGAGCAUUCACCUGCAGCUGAAAACAGUGCUGAGGUUCGUCGGCCCGACCGACAACAUCUACUCCUGCAGUUUUGUCCAGAUGCUGGAGCAGAGGCUGGAGAACGCCUUCGACGAAGCCCAGGACAAAGUGCUGGAGACCUACAACAGGCUCGCCGUGGAGAUCCAGAGUGUGUCCCAGGAGCCGGGCUCUCCGUCCGUCACCCUGGUGUACGUGGUGAAGAAUCAGGAUGCCGUACUCAACGGGACAAUCUCCAGCGGCCUCCUCAACCAGCUGACCGCCGAGCUGGUGGGCUACUUCCUGUUCUACCCGCCGCUGGUCAUCGCCGAGCCCCUUGAAUACCAUAAUCUCAACACGUCGAUGGCAACCAAGAAAUAUUGGGUGAUAACAGUGAUCCAGGAUGUGGACACCUCCUCCCUGGAGGCCAACUACCAGAGCUUCGCCAGCCUGAUGGAGCAGCGUCUGGCCGAGCUCUUCCUGGUGGCCGGCAGGCAGGGCGGCUCUCAGGCGGCCCGGUCCCGGCGCGCCACAACCGUGGGGGGCUACACCGUGCAGAUGGUGAGCAUGCGUCGACUGCCCGGUCCCAAGAACCCCGCGGAGAUGACCUACUACGUCCAGGUGAACGGAGCGCCCGUCACCGGAACCGCCGCCGCCAAGACCCUCAGCAGCCUGGACUCCCAGACCAUGGCUCUGACGCUGGGAUACUUCGUACAAGUGCAGGCUGAACCCGUGGUCAAGACUCCGCCCAGCAACCUGUGGAUCAUGGCCGUGCUCACGCCGCUCUUCCUGUUGAUGGUGGUGAUCGUCAUGGUGGCCUUCAUCCUGUGUAAGAGGAACAGGGUCAUCUUCAAAGGCGGCGCCUUCAGGACCUUCAAAUCUCGCUCCAAGACCUCAUACCGAAGGGAGGGCAGUUACCACCACCAGCCUGUCCAGGGCUUCGACUACGCCAAGAAGCACAUGGGUCGAGCGGGCGAGGAGACCGCGUCGGUGACCAAGGACACGCUGGUGCUGGCGCUGCCCGUGCGUGACGCGCCGCUGUCGAUGUCGCUGGACAAGAAGGUGCACCAGGACGGGACGGCCAGUAAGAGGCCGCCGUCCGCCGACACACACAAAGGAGGACGGUUGCCAAGCGAGGAAGACGGCUCGGUGUCGAGCGGCGGCUCGGGGAAGCUGAACACCAGCAAGACCUCGUCGGCCCGCCGGACGGCGACCGGCAGCAGCACCGCCAAGAACGGCAAGGAGGAGCUGCACAAGAGGAGCGCGAACGACCCGUACGACGACCACUCGGGUUCGCUGCGACUCAUCACCAUCAAGCCCAUGACGGCCCAGCCGACCUACUCCUACCCCUCCUCCUCCUCCCACAGCCAGGACUCGGUGGUCCUCAACGGCGAGGCGAACCACGGCGGGCUGAAGCAGAAGUCGGACAUCGAGCACUACAGGAACAAGCUGCGUCAGAAGGCGCGCAGGAAGGGCUACGGGGAGUUCUCGCUGUCCGAGACCGGCAGCCACGGUUACAGCCACCGCGACGCCCGGCACGGUCGGCACGACAACGGGCUGAAGGAGCCCAUGACGGCGGAGGAGAAGAGGGCCUCCUUCGCGGGAUGUCACAAGAGGUACUCCCACCCCCGGGAGCCCACCUACUGGAGCCGACAGUCCCUGAGCAGCCCGAGUCCGGUGGAGACGGAGAUGGACCUGCUGGUGCUGCGGGAACGGUCCAGACGGGGCAUUCGCAACAACGGCUACGACGGCGAGCCGGAGCCGUUCGCCGAGACCAACGUGGACCGUCUGAUGAGCUCCCUGGGCUACGGAGGCGGCUCCACCGGCACCGGCAGCCUGGGGGUGAAGGCUCACCGCGGCUCCGACUCCUCCACGCUCAGCUCGCAGCCGUCCAUUGACGAGGUCCGCACGCAGAUGCACAUGUUGCUAGGCAACGCCUUCAGCCUGGCGCCUCCGGACCACGCCCCGCCUUCCCCUCCGACUAACAGCAGCAGCGGCGGCCGCCACCAUCACCACCACCACCACGCCCACAGCGCCUACAACCCGUCCCACACCAGCCACUACAGCGACGGGGUGACCAGCGCCCCGGGGACCAUGAACCACCCGUGCGGGGGCCGGCAGAGGAGCGCCGGCUACGAGGACAUCAUCCACCAGUGCAGCCUGCCCAAGCCGGGUUUCCGCUUCACUCAGCUGCCUGACAUGGGCAUCGGUUCCCCCCCGCCGCUGAUCCCCUCGCGACCAGGACCGCCACCUGGGACCUCGCUACGACGCUCCACGCCUGACGUGAGUCUGAAGCCUCGCCUGACCGACGCCUCCGACCUCCAGGCGCAGCAGCACAACGGCGCCCCCUACCUGCCGCUGUCCAGGACGCCCUUCCCCGCCGUGACCGUGGACCAGUCCAUCGCCGGCUACUCAGGAAACCCAAUAACGGCCGUCUACGCGAUAUCGGCCAACCGCCCGGGUUACUCGGACUACUACGUCAUGUCGCCGCCGUCCUCGUACCGCAGCCCGUCCUGGAUGUCCUACCCGCCCGAGCCGGAGGACCUGCCGCGGCAGUGGAACGACACGCCGAACUCACGUCACCUGGAAACCAUCUGCUGAAGUCGUCUCCUCCCUGUGACGAGCGCGGCGACUCUCUGGAAGGAAACAGGACGUCCUCCUCACAGAAGACCCUCCCCUUCCUCCUGUCUCCUCUCUGAUUCUUUCAUCACCAGUGGACCCCCCCCCCCUCUCCUCCUCUCCUCCUCUCCUCCUCUCCUCCUCUCCUCCUCUCCUCACUGGGCCGGGCCUCCGUCCGUCCUCUGAAGCGUUUCUCCUCCUCAUCCAGAGCUGGUCCGUCCCUCAAAGCCCCUCUUCACCUGGUCAGAGGCUCCACGUCAGUCUCCUCACCAGGGCAGAUGCUCAGCCAUAAUUCUCUCUCCCUCUUUCUCUCUCUAUAUAUAUAAAUAUAUAUAUUCUCUCUGCUCCCUGAGCCCCCGGCCUCAGCGGCCCCUCGCCGCGGCCCCUUUAGGCCCCUUGUCACGACUUGUAUACGCGGGCUGCCUCUUCUGUGGCCAACUGCCGGACGCCGCUCGCACUGCGGACGUGAGCGGAACCGAGCCGAGCUGAGCUGAACUGGGCCGCGCUUCCCUGCCUGACAGUGCGGACGAACAGGGUGAGUACAGUACAGUACAGUACAGUACAGUAGAGUGUGACCAGCCCUCUGUCCCAGCGAUCGUCGUCGUCGGGUAACUGCCAUCCAACCCAGCACACGAUGGCACACAGCACUUCUGGACCGGACCGGACCGGAGUGAACUGGGGUCCACUGUAAAGCCAGGAAACGCUGGACUGACUUAAAACUGUGCUUUUUUCUUUCUUUUUCUUUUUGACGAAUCCAAAAUUCCUAUGUAAACCUUCUUCAGCUGGUCAAUGUGUGUAACUUAAAACUUAAGUGAGAAAAAAAAACAACUAAUCUAAUCUAAUAAUUCCUCUCUUGAGCCGUCUCAGUUUCCUUUCUUCGGGAUAUUUAUGUGCUCCUGUCUUUUACUUUUGUGCAUUGAUUAUUGUCAAUGGAUUACUGUACAAACGAAAAAAGAUGUAGUGAGUGUUUUCUCUUUCACUCACCUUGUUUGCAGGCAAAAAAAAAAACUAUCUACGUGUAGAUAAUAUUCUUUGAAGCAGAGAAAAUGCAAACGGCGGCUUAGUUGUCUGUGGCUCUGAUGGACUUCUGUA
This is a messenger RNA of Scophthalmus maximus (turbot), 6690 nucleotides long. RefSeq names its product KIAA1549-like a. The record is from RefSeq and is a predicted model, not a curated record. The coding region runs from base 832 to 5580 and encodes 1582 amino acids. Lineage: Eukaryota; Metazoa; Chordata; Actinopteri; Pleuronectiformes; Scophthalmidae. The transcript is spliced from 26 exons.